AUGUCGACAGAAAAUUAUAAGUCAGCUCUAGCUGAUAACGGAAACGUCAAAAACAUGAUAGAUGAUAUUCCUGUAGAGCACGCGAGAGAGAGUACCGCUAGUGAUUCACUUGAAAAUCGUUCUCUAAGCAAAAAUGAAAAAGAUGACUUGCAACCUGUUGAAGGUAUGAAUUAUGAUGGACAUAAUGGCAUCCAGGAAGAAGAAAAUGAUGUUGCAUUACCUAAGAAGCCAUUGUCUGAUUAUCUUUCUGUUUUCAUCUUUUGCGUUUUAAUUGCAUUUGGUGGAUUUGUCUUUGGUUGGGAUACCGGUACCAUUUCAGGAUUUGUUAACCAAACAGAUUUUAUCGAAAGAUUUGGUCAAUUGAAUCACAGAACUGGCGAACAUUAUUUAUCUAAGGUGAGAACUGGUCUUAUCGUUUCACUUUUUAACAUCGGUUGCGCUUUUGGUGGGUUAAUCUUGACGAAACCUGCUGAUGUUUACGGCCGUAAAUUAGCUGUUACCAUUGCUGCUGUAUUUUAUGUUGUUGGCACCGUUAUCUCAAUUGCAUCUAUUGAUAAAUGGUAUCAAUAUAUGAUUGGUAGAAUUAUCUCAGGUCUCGGUGUUGGUUCAUUGGCGGUUUUAUCACCAAUGUUAAUCUCUGAAGUUGCACCAAAACAAUUAAGAGGUACUUUAGUUUCAAUUUAUCAACUGAUGGUUACCGCAGGUAUUUUCUUGGGUUACUGUGCAAAUUACGGUACUAAAACUUAUGACAACUCUGUUCAAUGGAGAGUUCCAUUAGGCUUGAAUUUCGCAUGGGCCAUUCUCAUGGUUGCUGGUAUGACAUUUGUUCCUGAAUCACCUCGUUACUUAGUACAAAUUGGUAAAGUUCAAGAGGCCAAGAGAUCAUUAUCGAGAUCUAACAAAGUCUCUCCCGAAGAUCCUGGUCUAUUGGCGGAGUUAGAACAAAUUGAAACUGGUAUCGAAGCCGAAAGGGCAGCUGGUAAGGCUUCCCUUCAAGAACUGUUUUCCACCAGAGGUAAAGUUUUACAACGUGUUAUCAUGGCAGCUGUUAUCCAAUCUUUACAACAAUUGACUGGUGAUAACUAUUUUUUCUACUAUGGUACUACCGUUUUCAAAUCUGUUGGUUUAAAUGAUUCAUUUGAAACUUCCAUCGUUUUAGGUGUUGUAAAUUUCUUCUCUACUUUCUUCGGUAUCUAUUACGUGGAAAGGUUUGGUCGUCGUACUUGUCUAUUAUGGGGUGCCGCUACAAUGGUCUGUUGUUUCGUUGUAUUUGCUUCUGUUGGUGUUACAAGAUUAUGGCCUAAUGGUCAAGGUAAUGGUUCAUCAAAAGGCGCUGGUAACUGUAUGAUUGUCUUUACCUGCUUCUAUAUCUACUGUUUUGCAAGUAGUUGGGCUCCAAUCUGCUUUGUUGUGGUUUCAGAAACUUUCCCAUUAAGAGUUAAAUCUAAAGGUAUGGCAAUUGCUAUGGUUGCUAAUUGGGUUUGGGGAUUUUUAAUUGGUUUCUUUACACCUUUCAUUACAGGUGCAAUCAACUUCUAUUAUGGUUACGUCUUUAUGGGAUGUUUGGUAUUUGCAUUCUUCUACGUCUUUUUCUUUGUCCCAGAGACUAAGGGUUUAACUUUAGAAGAAGUUAGCACCAUGUGGGAAGAAAACGUUCUACCUUGGAAAUCAACUUCAUGGGUUCCACCAGACAGAAGAGGUAGAGGCUACGAUUCUGAAGCCUUAGCUCAUGAUGAUAAGCCUUGGUAUAAGGCUAUGUUUACCAAAUAA
This is a messenger RNA of Zygosaccharomyces rouxii, 1770 nucleotides long. RefSeq names its product sugar porter family MFS transporter. The record is from RefSeq and is a predicted model, not a curated record. Gene Ontology annotation, biological process: carbohydrate transport; transmembrane transport. The transcript has a single exon. Bases 1 to 1770 code for a protein of 589 amino acids. Gene Ontology annotation, molecular function: carbohydrate:proton symporter activity. NCBI's taxonomy places the organism in Eukaryota, Fungi, Ascomycota, Saccharomycetes, Saccharomycetales, Saccharomycetaceae. Gene Ontology annotation, cellular component: plasma membrane.